This is a messenger RNA of Filobasidium floriforme, 1689 nucleotides long. RefSeq lists its product as uncharacterized. Gene Ontology annotation, biological process: protein localization to mitotic spindle pole body; microtubule anchoring at mitotic spindle pole body; mitotic sister chromatid segregation. Gene Ontology annotation, cellular component: mitotic spindle; MWP complex; microtubule organizing center. Gene Ontology annotation, molecular function: protein binding. The transcript has 10 exons. The record is from RefSeq and is a predicted model, not a curated record. Lineage: Eukaryota; Fungi; Basidiomycota; Tremellomycetes; Filobasidiales; Filobasidiaceae. The coding region runs from base 101 to 1630 and encodes 509 amino acids.
GCUACUACUACUGCAGCAAGCCAUACGUCUCAUACUCGUCUCGAUCCGGAUCGUCUCUGCAGUGCUAGUCAGAACUCCUCGGCUUUUGGUAGGCUACAGGAUGGAAGUUUCACAAUACCUUUUCACCGAUGUGUAUCGACACACAUCUCCGUCUUCUUGCCAGUUCUCUCCCGGUACCACCUUCUUUGCUGUAGCGGUCGAGGAUCAUGUAAUCGUGAGGGUCACGGAAACGAUGCAACUCGUCAGGACUUGGGCUUGUCGUAUACCCACAGAAACAGAAACCAAUGCUGCCAGGUCCGAAAUCAGACAGGUCUUAUGGUCCCCCGACUCGAACUACAUCAUGGCAUGCGCGCCGCGAAGUGGGUGCACUUGGAUCUUUGGACUGGCUGAUCCAUCCGAGAGUCCCCGAGCGAUCGUACAAGCUGGAUCCGAAGGACUCGUCAGAUCAGAAUGGAGCCCAGACAGUACCGCGGUGCUCUGUUUCUCGGAGCAACGGCUGCGGCUUUCGAUAUACAGCAUCGCUGGAGCUCCAACAUCCUACAUCGAGAGCUUCAAAUCACCUUCCGGGUGCCACUCUUAUCGCCAGGAUCGUCGGUAUUUCGCUGUGGCGGAAAAACAUAAGGGAAAAGAAUCGCUGGCUAUCUACGAUGCUGGGGACCAGUAUAACCUGAUCAGGAGCUUUCCCAUCGCGACGCACGACGUGCAAGGCGUCUCAUGGUCACCGUGUGGUCGAUGGAUAGCUGUUUGGGAUCAUCGUCUCGAGUAUUCUUUGCAUGUGUAUUCGCCACUUGGACCACGCUUGACCACGUUCUCUUCAACGGCCCCAUCCUUUAUCGGACCGGACCCGGGACUGGGAGUAAGGCUUCUUGCCUGGGGACCGGGAGGAAAUUGGCUAGGUGUUGGCGGAUAUGACGGCAAGGUACGUAUUAUCGAGGCCGACGGGUGGCGUUGUAUGUCCACUCUGGAUCCCGCAAGACACAAGCGUCGACAUGAUACGACAAUAUGGACCGAACCCCUGGAUUGGUACAUCGAUGCUGCUGAACAAGGGCCGAUCACAUUGUCACGAAACACCGGAGAAAUCACCUGGAACACCGUGUCGAGUCAAGCAGGCCGAGUAAAAGAAGCUAUUGGCGUCGUGCAUCUCGAAUGGAACGCAGACGGAACUUCCCUGUUCGUCCACUCUGAAAACACGCCCAACGACGUGCACAUCUUCGACUUCUUACCCUAUCCCAGCGCUUCAGGUCCAGCGGAGAUUCGGAUACAGACGAUUCUCCACCUAAGCGAACCUGUAAGACAGGCUAAAUGGAAUCCAGCUCGUUUGCAGUGCAUCGCUGUCGUCACUUUGGCUGCUGAGGAGAACCUGCGCGGUACUGGUUCCGGAGUAUUCUUGUGGGACGGAGACUGGGAAGAGGAGAGAUCGGUCAAUCCCGAUUCGCGCACCUCGGGGUCCGCAGCGGUUAUAGCCAUUCCUUUGGGUUCAUUUGAGACGCACGACAUUCGUUGGUCUCCAGACGGUGAUCAUCUGUGUAUCAUCGACAAGAGCCGCGUUUGCAUCGUCCGUGAAUCGACGAUAGACGACAGUACACCUAAUGCAAGAGCGGUCACGGACCUGUCCACAAUCGCCGAAUAACCGCUUCACUCAUGACCAGGGGAAAAGAUCGUGCUCGUCUGGAACGAGGACGCGCCGGA